Molecule: messenger RNA, 2254 nt
Organism: Diorhabda carinulata
Lineage: Eukaryota; Metazoa; Arthropoda; Insecta; Coleoptera; Chrysomelidae
Gene: eIF2Bepsilon
Product: translation initiation factor eIF-2B subunit epsilon
Exons: 11
Coding region: 269-2188 (639 amino acids)
Biological process (GO): biosynthetic process
Cellular component (GO): eukaryotic translation initiation factor 2B complex
Molecular function (GO): translation initiation factor binding; guanyl-nucleotide exchange factor activity; translation initiation factor activity
Source: RefSeq, a predicted model, not a curated record
GUUGCUCUCUAUACAGCACAAAAUAAAUUUAUACAAAUUUUUUAAAUUUAUUAGAAUACAAGAUAGUUUGAGUUUACUUGUCUAAUUUGUACAUGUACUAUUUUGUAAUCAGAUAUUAUGUGUGUAAUAAUAAAUAUAGGUUGUCCAAUUAUUGUCAAGGUGGAGGCCAAGAAGCUUAGUGUAGAAGCAAUAGAUAACCUUUAUGCUGGAAGAAGUAUAAUAUAAUUUACGUUGUUCUAGGAUUGAAAAAUUAAUAUUCUUUCAAAAAAUGAGCAAUAAAAAAGAAAUUCAGAAAGAAAAAACAACUCAAGCAGUAGUGGUAGCCGAUACAUUUUCAGAUGAGUUCUUACCUAUAACAAAUGCUGUUCCUCAUGCCCUAUUACCAGUUUUAAACAAACCGCUAAUCGACUAUACUUUAGAAUUCUUAUGUCUUGGGGGAAUAGAAGAAGUGUUCUUAUUCUGUUGUAGUCAUGCUGAAGAAAUUAAACAACAUAUUAGUAAGUGUAUAAAUAAUAGAGAUGGUUGGAUAUUAACUAUGAAAGUUAAUGUGAUUGUAUCAGAAUCAUGCCAGUCUUUUGGUGAUUGUCUUAGAGAUUUGGAUGCAAAAGGAUUGAUUCGUGGAGAUUUCGUUUUAUUGGAACCUGGAGUAAUAUCCAACAUACCACUACUACCACUUCUAGAGAAGCACAGAGAAACUGUAAAGAAGGACAAAUAUGCGGCUAUGACAAUAAUUUUACAAGAAUUUGGAAUUGGACACAUUGGAUGGCAAUCAAGUGAAGAUAUUCUAUUGGCUACAGAUUGUCACAAUAGAAUUCUGCUUUUCAAACAACUUGGUAAAUCCCACACCAGAAAAGUAGAGUUUCCUAUAGAAAUAUUUUUGGAGAAUUCAACUGUAAACCUUCUACAUAACUUAAAAGAUACUCGAAUUGCUAUAUGUUCUCCAUCUGUUCUUCCAUUAUAUUCUGAUAAUUUUGAUUUUCAAACCAAGGAUGAUUUGAUAAGAGGAUUGUUAAUGAAUGAAGAAAUUUUGGAAGGAACAAUUUACACUCACAUUUUACAAGGUAGUGAUUUUGGAGGAGCUAUUUCUUCCUGGAAAAUGUAUCAAGCAAUUAGCAAAGAAUUAAUGAGAAAAUGGAUACACCCCCUGGACCAACCUCGAAAAAAGAACAAGAUUUUCAAAAAUGGUGUUGUUAUCGGAGCUGGGACUCAGGUUACAGAAUCAUCGAAUGUUAAUAAAACUAUUUUAGGCCCAAAUGUGAAAAUUGGUAAAAACGUAACACUGAAUAAUUGUUUUAUAUUUUCUGAUACCAAAAUAGAAGACAACGUUUCUAUUCUUCAUAGUGUAAUUGGUCCAGAAUGUGUAAUAAAAGCUAAUAGCAGAAUAUUUGCAGGAAGUAUUAUAGGAAAAGGUGUUGUAAUAGAAAACGGGGUGGAAGUAGAAAAUAGUUUGAUUCAAGCCGAGAUCCCCCAAAAUGGUGAAGAAUUUGUUAAAUUGGGUAAUAAAGCAUACCAACUGAAAUUAUCUUCUGAAAACGAUAGAGACGUAUUGCUCUCAGCUUUGUACAAAAAGACAUAUCGAUUGCGGAUUAACGAUGUCGAAAGCGAUGAGGAACAUGAAGUUUUCGAUGAUUUUAGCGAUACUGAAGACGAAUUGUCUUAUACUCAGUCACCUGUCCCCGAUGACACAAAAUUAUUUUUUAAUGAAGUCAUUGAUAGUUUAACAAGAGGUUUCGAAGAUAAUCUGUUAUGUGAUAAUCUGAUUCUGGAAAUUAAUUCAUCCCGAUAUGCAUAUAAUGUAACUGUCAAAGAGGUAAACUUCAACGUGGUAAAAGCUAUACUUUGUAUCUCUGUGAAGGAGCCUAUUGGUGUGCAAUAUUUCUCACACUUAUCCCGUUUAUUGUCAUACUUUGCUCCAGUCCUAAAGAACUACCUACGUAAUGAAAGUGCAAUGUUGGAUAGUCUACAAGCCCUUGAGGAUGUUGCAACAUCAAACGAAAAUGUGAAUGAAAAGUGGAUAAUAGCAAUCUUACAACAUGUGUAUAAUAAAGAUUAUAUAACUGAAGAUGUAAUCUUAGAUUGGUUUAAUAAUCUUGAUCAGUCUUCUAAGUUUAGAAAUCAAGUUAAACCAUUUGCUGAAUGGCUCCAAGAAGCAGAAGAGGCGUCUAGUGAAGAAGAAGAAAGUGAUUAAUAUUUUUUAAAACAAUUUAUUUUGAAAACAAAUAAACGUUAAUUUUGGAUCCAUUUAGUUACUAAA